This is a messenger RNA of Sus scrofa (pig), 6142 nucleotides long. It is a transcript of the gene ZC3H7B, whose product is annotated as zinc finger CCCH-type containing 7B. NCBI's taxonomy places the organism in Eukaryota, Metazoa, Chordata, Mammalia, Artiodactyla, Suidae. The record is from RefSeq and is a predicted model, not a curated record. Gene Ontology annotation, molecular function: miRNA binding; protein binding; metal ion binding. Gene Ontology annotation, biological process: miRNA processing.
UCUCUGAGCCUUCGGUCCUCGUCUUUGGACCGAAGGCAACUAGGCUUUGGGGAUGCCGUCAAUGAAAGCAUCUGGAGACCCGGGGGCUUUUUACCCACAGGAGGCAGGGCGGAGGCGCUGCCUUAGACCAGCAUCCGCCCCGAAAUGCAGAAUUGCCAAAAGAAAAGCCCUAAGAGGGAAGGCCACUUUCAAAGAAAAUAAAGGUGCAUGCCAGGCAUGAGCUUGCCACGGGGAAGGGGGACUUCCCCGCCCCCUCCGCCCCCAGGUGCGCAGCCCGCGCCGCCCACCCCCGGCGCCAGGCGAGGGGAGCCGCGCUCUAGGACCCGAGGAGGAAGAACUGCAGGGAGACGGUGCCUCCAGCGGGUGCUGCCGCGAGCGGCCGGCCGAGGGGGCUGGAAAUGAAAGUAAAGCGCUCCGGAGCCACAUGGACGGAGCUGCCGGGGCGGCGGCGCCGGGAGCAGGAUGCGGCCGCCCGUAAUUAAAUAGCAUUUACUCUUAUUAUUACUAAUAAUAAUAACGUAAUCAUACCUCUAGUCAUAGCAUACCAUUUAUCGGGCUCGGCGCAGGCCCGCGGGGAGCGCAGCCCGGCCGAGAGACUGAUGGAGAGGCAGAGACGGAAGGCGGACAUCGAGAAGGGGCUGCAGUUCAUUCAGUCGACACUACCCCUAAAGCAAGAAGAAUAUGAGGCCUUUCUGCUCAAGCUGGUGCAGAACCUGUUUGCUGAGGGCAACGACCUGUUCCGGGAGAAGGACUACAAGCAGGCCCUGGUGCAGUACAUGGAGGGGCUGAACGUGGCUGACUACGCCGCAUCCGACCAGGUGGCCCUGCCCCGGGAGCUGCUGUGCAAGCUGCAUGUCAACAGGGCCGCCUGCUACUUCACCAUGGGCCUGUACGAGAAAGCGCUGGAGGACAGCGAGAAGGCGCUGGGCCUGGACGGCGAGAACAUCCGGGCGCUGUUCCGCAAGGCGCGGGCCCUCACCGAGCUGGGACGCCACAAGGAGGCCUACGCGUGCAGCAGCCGCUGCUCCCUGGCCCUGCCCCACGAUGAGAGUGUCACUCAGCUUGGCCAGGAGCUGGCUCAGAAGCUCGGGCUGCGAGUUCGGAAGGCAUAUAAGAGGCCCCAGGAAUUGGAAACCUUUUCUCUGCUCAGUAACGGCACUGCGGCGGGUGUGGCAGAUCAGGGAAUUUCCAAUGGAUUGGGGUCCAUAGAUGACAUCGAAACAGACUGCUACGUGGACCUGCGAGGCUCCCCGGCCCCCCUCCCCUCUACCCCCACGAUGUCCUUCUUCCCUCACGUUCUGGACCUGCUGGCCCCCCUGGACAGCAGCAGCAGGGCCGUCCCCAGCACCGAGAGCCUGGACGACUUCUCCGACGGGGACCUCUUUGGUCCGGAGCUGGACACCCUCCUAGACUCACUGUCUCUGGUGCAGGGUGGCCUGCCUGGCAGCGGUGUGCCCAGCGAGUUGCCCCAGCUCAUCCCCGUGUUCCCCGGCGGGACCCCACUGCUGCCACCUGUGGUGGGUGGCUCCAUCCCCGUCUCCAGCCCGCUGCCCCCUGCCUCCUUUGGCCUCGUCAUGGACCCCUCCAAGAAGCUGGCUGCCUCUGUGCUGGAUGCCCUCGACCCCCCGGGCUCGGCGCUGGACUCCCUGGACCUGCUGCCGUACUCGGAGACCCGACUGGAUGCCCUCGACAGCUUUGGGUCAACCCGUGGCUCCCUAGACAAGCCCAGCUCCUUCAUGGAGGAAACCAAUUCCCAGGACCAUCGUCCCCCAAACAGCUCUCAGAAACCAGCGUCCUCGCCAGAGCCUUCCAUGCCCAAUACCGCCUUGCUCAUCAAGAACCCCUUGGCUGCCACCCACGAGUUCAAGCAGGCCUGCCAGCUCUGCUACCCCAAAACAGGCCCCAGGGCCGGGGACUACACCUACCGCGAGGGCCUGGAGCACAAGUGCAAGCGGGACAUCCUGCUCGGCCGCCUCCGCAGCUCCGAGGACCAGACCUGGAAGCGGAUCCGGCCCCGGCCCACCAAGACCAGCUUCGUGGGCUCCUACUACCUGUGCAAAGACAUGAUUAACAAGCAGGACUGUAAGUACGGGGAUAACUGCACCUUCGCCUACCAUCAGGAGGAGAUCGACGUGUGGACGGAGGAGCGGAAGGGCACCCUCAACCGAGACCUGCUCUUUGACCCGCUGGGGGGUGUCAAGCGGGGCAGCCUCACCAUCGCCAAGCUCCUCAAGGAGCACCAGGGCAUCUUCACUUUCCUCUGUGAGAUCUGCUUUGACAGUAAACCCAGGAUCAUCAGCAAAGGCACCAAGGACUCUCCAGCUGUCUGCUCCAACCUGGCUGCCAAGCACAGCUUCUACAACAACAAGUGCCUGGUGCACAUUGUCCGCUCCACGUCCCUCAAGUACUGCAAGGUCCGCCAGUUCCAGGAGCACUUCCAGUUCGACGUGUGCCGCCACGAGGUGCGCUACGGCUGCCUGCGGGAGGACAGCUGCCACUUCGCCCACAGCUUCAUCGAGCUCAAAGUCUGGCUGCUGCAGCAGUACUCAGGCAUGACCCACGAAGACAUCGUCCAGGAAUCCAAGAAGUACUGGCAGCAGAUGGAGGCCCACGCAGGGAAGGCCAGCAGCAGCCUGGGCGCCCCGAGGACCCACGGGCCUGGCACCUUUGACCUGCAGAUGAAGUUUGUGUGUGGCCAGUGCUGGAGGAACGGGCAGGUGGUGGAGCCUGACAAGGACCUCAAGUACUGCAGCGCCAAGGCCCGGCACUGCUGGACCAAGGAGCGGCGGGUCCUCCUGGUGAUGUCCAAGGCCAAGAGGAAGUGGGUGUCGGUGAGGCCCCUGCCGUCCAUUCGCAACUUCCCACAGCAAUACGAUCUCUGCAUCCACGCGCAGAACGGCCGCAAGUGCCAGUAUGUGGGGAACUGCUCGUUCGCGCACAGCCCGGAGGAGCGGGACAUGUGGACGUUCAUGAAAGAGAACAAGAUCCUGGACAUGCAGCAGACCUAUGACAUGUGGCUGAAGAAACACAACCCAGGGAAGCCGGGGGAAGGGACGCCCAUCGGCUCUCGGGAAGGGGAGAAGCAGAUCCAGAUGCCCACGGACUACGCCGACAUCAUGAUGGGCUACCACUGCUGGCUCUGCGGCAAGAACAGCAACAGCAAGAAGCAGUGGCAGCAGCACAUCCAGUCCGAGAAGCACAAGGAGAAGGUCUUCACGUCGGACAGCGACGCCAGCGGCUGGGCCUACCGCUUCCCCAUGGGCGAGUUCCGGCUCUGCGACAGGCUCCAGAAGGGCAAGGCCUGCCCGGACGGGGACAAGUGCCGCUGCGCUCACGGGCAGGAGGAGCUCAACGAGUGGCUGGACCGGCGCGAGGUGCUGAAGCAGAAGCUGGCCAAGGCCCGCAAGGACAUGCUUCUGUGUCCCCGGGACGACGACUUCGGCAAAUACAACUUCCUGCUGCAAGAGGAUGGGAACACCGCUGGUGCCACCCCAGAAGCCCCUGCUGCUGCCACCAUCCCCGGGGAGUAGGCCAGGCCUUGGCCGUGGGUGAACUCCUAGGAUCAGGGGCAGGGGUGGGGACAGAGGGCCUGAUAGAAGGGCCAGGGCAGGCCAGGGCUGGGGGUGGGGGGCUCCCUCAUCAGGCUCCCUCUCUGCGCCCCCCCCACCCCAGUGCAUCCCCAGGUGCACGAGCUGCAGCCCCACUUGGUCCCAGGGGCCUCAUCCCUGAAACCCUGGGCAGGUCCUCCCCUCCCCCACCCCCAUCCCCCAGCGGCUCUCCUGGUUGCGGAGGGAGGGGCCUGGCUGACCCCUCCAGCUUCAGCCUACAGCUUUAACUUCUGUCUGCUCCUAAGGGGGCCCAAUGCUCAGGACUGGGGAGCCUGGGGGUCCCCAUGUGAAUCUGCAGCAGGAGGGUCCUUCUCCCUGCCCCACCCGCAUCCCACCCCCACCUCCCUGGGGGCAGAUCAGGACACAACAGAGGGCAGAAGGCCCCAACUAGCUUUAAAAUGCAGCCCCAGAAUAGGACUGGGGACACUGUUCAGGUCACUUACCCUCUGGGCCUCAGUUUCCCCGCUGGUUGGAGGAGUGGGGGGCGUGGGGCAGCCCGAUGGAGGAGCCAGGCUCUCCGAUGGGCACUGAAUGUAGUAGACAGAAGGUCGUCAGAGCCUUCAGAGACAACCCAGCCCAAAGCCCCACCUUGCAGAUAGAAAUACUGAGGCCUAGAAAGGAGGAGUGAUCUUCCCAGUGUCUCCAGCCCACAGCACGCUUGAGCUGGGAUGCAAACUGUGGUCUGAAGACUCAGGGCCAGUUAUCGGCUGGAGCCUCCAGGCUCUGGGCAGUGACAGUCCCUGAAUCAGCGUGCAGCUGGGGUCCCAAGCAGCACCGCCCAGGGCUUGGUCAUGUCAGCACCCUGUAGGGGGACAGUCCCCUCUAAGGAUGGUCAUAAGGGAUGUGGUAGCAAAGGUGGCUUCCCCAGGGCUGCUCAGGGAGGGGGCAUAAUGGGCGGGGCACCCAUGGGCUCAGGUUCUGCGAGAGGUCCGGGGGAGGGGCACGUGGAGAGAAGGGAGACUCGCUUCUGGACACCAUGGGCCACUCCAGGACGGGACAUCGCCCCCUUCUGUCUGUCAAGGGGGACUCGGCAGUCCUCUUCCCUUCUCGCCAGAACCAGAAUGCAAUUAUGACCGUCUGCUCCAGCCCCGCCCUGAUCCCUGGCCCUGCCAGCUGCUUGGGACCCCAGCCGACCACCAGCCCCCACCCCACCCACCAAGCCCUCUCCCAUCCCUCUCGUCUGCCGUGUCUGCGUGCACCCCCUCCUCUCCAUCCCACCCCCGUGGGCAGACCCAGCCUCCCCUGGUUCCCUAGACAUUCCAGAACACCCCACACCAUUGGCACAAGGGGUGGGGCCCCCCAGAAGGAGCCAAGGACCAAGGCUGGAGUCAGUGGGGAGGAGGGGGUGAGACAGAGAGAACGGAAUAUGCUUUACUUCUUCUCAAGCAAGAAUUUCGAGUGUUUGAGGCCAUGAGGACGGGCGCCCGGGGCCAAGAGACCCCUGUUCCUCUCGCCGCCACUGCCCACCCCUUUCCUGAUAAUCGUGGCAUGCAUCCUUUCCUCCCCCCUCCCCCCAGCAGGCCAGCACUGCGGGAGCUCAGGUGCUGGUGGCGUGGCCGGAGGGGAGGAGAGACCCAAGGGGGGGCCGUGGCCGUGAAUGUUGAUGACACUUGUUUUCCCUGGUCUGUGCUGUUGCAGUCUGUCGUCACCAGCCUUGUUUUUAGUGUGUAUAUAUGUCGCCCCCGUGAUGCAUAUAUACACAGGUAUUAAAUAUAUCGCUCUAUAUAAUAUUAUAUAUGUGUGUGGUAUCCAAGGAGUCACUUCUGAUGAGGGUUUAAAGAUAGAGAAUUUGGCCAGAAAAUGCAGCCAUCCUGGCAUAAUGGAAGGGCAGAUUUUCGGGGUCAUCAGGCCACUUGCAAGGACUGAGGGACUGGAGCCAGGGCUCAGAGGUGAUUCGGGCAGCAGGGGAGAAGCGGCCCCUGCCAGGGGCCCAGCUCUGCCUGAGAGCUUCUAGGCAGCCCCAGCCUACAGGGAGGGAGCACGAGGGCUCAGGGAAAGAACAGCACUGGGGUUUGUCUCCCAACCAAAGGAACAGGAUUAGAAUCCAGACUGGUGUUCUCCAGCCUGUCUUCCAUGCAGGGGGCCCUUGGGAUCUGGGGGCCCCCUGGCCUGGCCAGAGCUGGUCCCCCACAGGGCUGGAAGAGAGCCAGAGGCAGGCAGCCAAUGGGAGUAGGGUGGGAACCAGGAGGACACUUGGAAUGACGUGGGAUGAUUUCGGUUGUGACCCUGACCGAGAGGCUCAGGGAGGUGAAUCGGACCCAGCAGGCAGGGACAAGACAACAUGGCGACUGUGGGGGAUCGGGGGACAGCGCCCCUGAUGUGAUUGUCCCUUUGGGCUGGUGUGGAGAGGGAUGCUGCAUUUCUCAGAUGGGCAGUAAUCAAUUUAAUGGUCCUUUAAAAAUGUCUGUGUAUUAAAAAUUUAAGAAUACCACACUUUAAUAUUAAAUAUUCAUAAGGUCUAGUAUCUUGAUAAUAAUGUAGAUGUUUUAAUAACAAUUUUUGUCCUUCUUAAAAUAAAACGUAAAGAAACUUGC